UAAUGUCAAUUUUUCACGUGACAGAUAUAUCUGAAAAACCUUCUUCAUAUACUAGCUAAUUGGCAAACAAAGAAGUUAGUUUCAUUUCUAUUUUAGAUCAAUUAUUAAGCUUUAAGGAGUGAAGUGCGUACUUCCAUAAUAGAUAAAUACAAUCAUUUCGAAAAAUUAGGCCAAAAACCAUAAAGUCCAAAAGGAGGAUAAUAGAACAAAGAAAGUCCAAGAAAGCACUAAAAUACUUUACGAACUUUAGACAUUUUAUUUGGAAAACCCCCUUAACAUCAAGAAUAAGUAUCUCAAUCUUCACCUGCCAAGAUCAGUGGAUUAAAGAAAAAGUAAUAUUCAUUCUCAUAAAUUCUUUAGGAUGCAACAAAUAGGUACUUAAGAACAAACAGGCAAGUUUCACCUUUCAACUGGAGCAUAAGAUUUUAAGAGCACUUAUUAUGAUUAAUCAGGAGCCAAACAUUCAUUCCUAUCUCCCUAAAGCAGAAAUAAUUAGGAUGGUUAAUUAAGAUCAGGAUCACUGACAUCAAAAUUUUAUCCAGAAAGAGGGUACAAUUAAAUUAUCAAUAGAAAGCACAUAACUCAGUAAUGCUGUCCCAAUUUAACGAUUAGUUGAGAUACAAAAUUUAUUAGAAUUGACUCCUUCAAGUGAGCUUUAAACUUUACCAAGAAAGUAUUCUUAUAUUGUUAUGAUUUUAGUUAUUUGGAUGAACUUCAAAGAGUAGCCAGUUCCAUAUAAAGGAAUUUGAAACACCAUAACGAUAUUCGCUUAAAAUAGUGAA
Messenger RNA from Paramecium pentaurelia, 782 nucleotides. The record is from the annotation of a GenBank genome assembly. NCBI's taxonomy places the organism in Eukaryota, Ciliophora, Oligohymenophorea, Peniculida, Parameciidae.